This is a messenger RNA of Cucumis sativus (cucumber), 2126 nucleotides long. RefSeq names its product thyroid adenoma-associated protein homolog. Gene Ontology annotation, biological process: tRNA methylation. The transcript has 2 exons. The record is from RefSeq and is a predicted model, not a curated record. The coding region runs from base 857 to 1471 and encodes 204 amino acids. Gene Ontology annotation, cellular component: cytosol. Lineage: Eukaryota; Viridiplantae; Streptophyta; Magnoliopsida; Cucurbitales; Cucurbitaceae.
CUUCCAUCUUUCUUUCCGCCGCAGCCCAGCCGCCCAUCCUUCCCCUUCUCUCCGUUCGCGAAGCAAAACCGCCACCGACCGACCUCCAUUCCUCUUCUCCUUCCCGUUCGCAGCCCCGCCGCAAACCGUCGCCUCCCUUCCCUUCCAUUUUCUUCUUCCGUCCGCAGCCCUGCCGCAAACCGCCGCGUCUCCCCUACUGAAGCCGAGCGCCCGCGACCCUUCUCCUCUUCUCUUCAGUUCGCAAAGCAGCCGUACGCGUCCAGAUCUGCCGCCGUCCAGAUCUGCACCGCAAGACCGCGCCGUUGCCCUUCCGCCGCUGCCCGGUCCAGAUUUGCGUCACCGUGUACAGCCUCACCGCCGCUGCAACCGUUUCUACCGUCUCCUUCCCCUUCUCUCCGUUCGCGCAGCAACCGCCCCAACCGUCCUCUUCUCCUUCCGGUCGUGCCCAGCCGCAGCCCAGCCACAACCGCCGCCCCUCUUCUCCUUCCUCCCGUGCGCCGCGACGACCCCACCGUCUUCUUCUCUUCCGUUCGCAGCAGCCGUCGGCCGCCGCGUCUCCCCUACUGAAGCCGAGCGCCGCGACCUCAAUUCCGAUCUGCUGUCUCCAGAUGCUGUUGUUUGCUUAGAUUCCGUAAAUAAAUUACCAAAUGUGGGCAAGGAAUGUAAAUCAAACCAUCCUGUGGCAGAGUAUUUGAAAUCUUUGAUUGAUUGGUUGAAUGUCUCUGUAACUGAGGGAGAGAUAAACCUCUCUGAAGCCUGCAAAAACAGCUUUGUUCAUGGUGUGUUACUCACUUUGCGGUAUUCUUUUGAGGAGCUGGAUUGGAAUUCAGAUGUUGUGCUGUCUAGUAUAUCGGAGAUGAGAAGUCUACUGGAAAAGCUUUUGGAGCUUGUGAUGCGAAUAACUUCCCUGGCACUCUGGGUGGUUUCAGCAGAUGCCUGGCAUCUUCCUGAAGACAUGGAUGACAUGGUUGAUGAUGAUGCCUUUGUGCUGGAUGUUCCAGAUGAGACUAAUAUGUCCACGUCCUUUUCUGAGCUGGAAGACAGUAAGGAAAAAACUACAGACAAUUCAAGAACAUCAGAACAGACUGUGAUGGUUGGUUGUUGGCUUGCAAUGAAAGAGGUUAGUCUUCUUCUGGGAACAAUCACAAGAAAAGUUCCACUGCCUGCUGCUUCUGAUUCAUUUGAAUCUGAUCCCAACGAUUCCAUUAUGCCAAGACAAGAGGAAGUACUUGAUGUAAAACAACUUAAAGUUAUUGGGGAUCACUUUUUGGAAGUUCUUUUGAAAAUGAAACACAAUGGUGCGAUUGAUAAAACAAGGGCUGGAUUUACUGCUCUUUGCAACCGUUUACUUUGUUCAGAUGACCAAAGGUAUGUUUCUUUAAUGCUUUUUGCAAGAGUUGAAGCUAACUCCUCCUAUAUUUUAUUCUUCCAGAUAGGCAGGGAAAAUAAAAUUGUUUUGCUCUACUUUUAAUAUCAAGUCUUAUAGUGUCUUGUCUUUAUGCUUUGGGAAAAAUUCAAAGAUUUGGGGAAAAUUCAAUUUUAUUCUUAAACUUGGUAAGGUUGAUUAAUUUUUAUCCUGAACUCUCAAUUUAAUUGAAUUGAACCAGGAUCAGUGUUUCAAGUUUUACUCUCAAUUCAACUUAUGCUGAAAUCACCCAAUAAUUCACCCAAUUUAGCAAAAUUUCUCAAGAUUCUUCAAUUUCAACAAAAUACUAAACUCUAACAAAUCAAGACAGAAAACAAUCUUUGGAUAAGGCUUAAUUCGAAGUUGGGAGUACUGAGUGUGGAUACGUCAUGAGGUAUUUGAGAGAAAUUGUGACUAGGGGAAGCAUUGUCAUAUCCGAUGCGGUAUGUUAUAUAUCAAACUAUAUUAAUUUUGUGAGUUAAUUGGUUUAUUUGUAUAGUCAGUUAAUUCAUUUAAUUUAUUUUGCAUGUUUAUAUAUAGAUUGAUACACGAAGAUCAUAUACUUUUGAUUAUUGUUGUAGCUGGUUUUGUGACUUUGUAAGUUGAUUUGAAUUCAUGCCAAUGUAAUGCCAUAUGAAAUCUAAUGUAAAACCUAUUUCAUUAUGUAUAUGUAAAGUCUUGGAAUUGAAUAUUAUAUAUGGUGAAUGGUUUUAUUUAUAUA